AUGUCUGGAGGGGCGGCCCAGCCCCGGCCCGGCGCGGCAGCUGGAGGCAGCUUGCUUGACUUGCAAGCUCCUUCCCCGGGCCCGGCCCAGGGCAGUGUGGGCCCGGCCCAGGGCAGUGUGGGCCCGGCCCAGGGCAGUGUGGGCCCGGCCCAGGGCAGUGUGGGGCCGGCCCAGGGCAGUGUGGGCCCGGCCCAGGGCAGUGUGGGCCCGGCCCAGGGCAGUGUGGGCCGCCUGGCUGCGGGGAAGGCUCUGGCCUCGUACCCCGAUUUGAGAACCAGGAAGAAACCAGCCGAGGAACGUCACCAAGGGGCCGAACACACGACGAGUCUAGACCCCGCUGCCCGGGAGCCCCGCCCCCUCCCUAGCCCCGACCUAUCCCGAGCCGCGCACCGUACGAGCCCCGCCGCCAACCUGGCCUUCAGCCUAUCAGGCACCGGGCAAAAGCCCCGCCCCUUCGCGGUGUUUCCCGACCCCGGACCAUCCCUAGGCAUUUCCCGCGCCGUCCUUGGCACCCCACACUUGAGAGAGAAGACCAAGCAGCUUCUUUUCCGCGGGGCGCAGGCCUGCAGGGGCCAGACAUGGGGUGAGGGCUGUGCCAUCGUCCACCUGCCAGAGUCGCCCCAGCCCGGCCCCACGGGGCCCCCUCGGCCUACAAGAGGACAGAUGCUGAUUGGACCUGACGGCAGGCUGAUGAGGUGCUGUGCCCAGGCCUCCGACGCCGACUUGUCCGGAACAGCACCCACCGCCUGUGCCUCGUGUGUGAGAGCCGUGGACGGGAAGGCCGUGUGCAGCCAGUGCGCGCGGGCCGUGUGCAGCCAGUGCGCACGCGCCUGCUGGGGGUGCGGCGCCGUGGCCUGCGCCCUGUGCGGCCUCACAGACUCCAGCGACGUCUGCGAGGAAGCGCUGUGCACCAGCUGUGCCAUGUUUGAUGUGUGAGCGGCUGGGAAGGCAGCUCCACCAGAGGGCGCCCCAGCGCCUGCAGAAGAGGCCGGCGCGGCUUUUCCAUGUGUUUUGUAGCUCUGAUGACAGAAGGGAGUAAACCUUCCUAUUUGCACGGUC
Dipodomys ordii (Ord's kangaroo rat) is the source of this 1059-nucleotide messenger RNA. RefSeq names its product SIVA1, apoptosis-inducing factor (gene Siva1). Gene Ontology annotation, biological process: extrinsic apoptotic signaling pathway. Lineage: Eukaryota; Metazoa; Chordata; Mammalia; Rodentia; Heteromyidae. The coding region runs from base 1 to 936 and encodes 311 amino acids. Gene Ontology annotation, molecular function: CD27 receptor binding. The record is from RefSeq and is a predicted model, not a curated record. The transcript is spliced from 7 exons.